Molecule: messenger RNA, 1359 nt
Organism: Pocillopora damicornis (cauliflower coral)
Lineage: Eukaryota; Metazoa; Cnidaria; Anthozoa; Scleractinia; Pocilloporidae
Product: melatonin receptor type 1A
Biological process (GO): G protein-coupled receptor signaling pathway
Cellular component (GO): membrane
Molecular function (GO): G protein-coupled receptor activity
Source: RefSeq, a predicted model, not a curated record
CAGAUGCUUCGAGUCUCCACGAGAUUGCGAAGGUUCUAGACGACCAAACAGAAAACCUUUUCACAUUUGAAGAAACCACAGCGUGGUGAUCAGUUGACUUGCAAUCUGAAAUCAUGGCGGCUCCUACCACAUCUUUACACGAAGAACUGUUGUCCCGAUCGAUUUCCUCCACUGCUGGAGAAUCAUUCCUGUACGCGUUCAUUGUAUCUGUAGGCACUGUUGGUAACUUUGCAGUUCUUCUGGUCUUGUACAAAAAUCAUCGUCUCCGGAACAUUCCCGCGUAUUUUGUUGUUUCCUUGGCGAUAUCUGAUAUCAUAAUGUUGGAUUUGUGCGCGCCAUUUUCAAUAGCAGUACUUAUGACUGGCGACUGGUUAUUUGGAGACCUACUCUGCCAGAUUCAAGGUUUCAUCGUCAUGUUGGUCGCCUGUGCUUCGUUAGGAACACUUGCUCUAGUUGCGAUAAACAGAUAUUUUCAUAUUGUCAAAACCUCACAGUACAGAGUUAUCUUCACUCCAAGGAAUGCAAUCCUCAUCAUACUCGGUGGAUGGGCAUCUGCCUUUAUCACACCUUUGACUUACACUGCGGCUGGUAAAGAUUACGUAUUCCAACCUGGAAAGUUCUUUUGUUUCAUGGAAUCGAAGUUCACUUUGCUCGUGCUACCCUUUUACGGUUUUAUUGCCAUCUCAAUGUUAAUUCUCAUCGUAUGCUACCUGAGUGUGUUCAAAGCGUUGAAAGCCCAUGAGAAAAACGUUGCAAACAAUCUUCGGAAAGGAAACACCCGCCAAAUAGUAAUUUCGUUGGAAGAUAUCAGGGUCACCAAGAUUUUAUUUGCUACUGUGGUAGGUUUCGUCCUGUGCUGGACACCAGUACUGGUGAUUGACAUUGUCGAUGCAUUUCUUGGGUCGGAAUGGGAGCUAACCCGUGGAACCUAUUACAUGUAUACCAUAUUUGGUAUUACAAGUUCCGCCAUUAACCCUAUAAUUUAUGGAGUCAUGAAUCCUUCCUACAGGAAAGCCUAUUGCCGGUUAUUCGGAUGCCGCCGAGUAGGUCGCGUCGGAGAUGUGCCAACUACCCAGGGACCGGAGCUGACGAAACAUGAAUUGAUCCCGCCAGCAAACGACGAUUCGUCGAAGACUUAUUCACAGCAGAUCCCACGGUCUGUUCACCAGGUUCCUUCUUCUGAUCAAGAGUGAGAGGGUCAUACGAAAGCCCCACUAAGGCAAAAUUAAGUUAAACUUUUAUCAAAAUGUACAAGACGAGCUGGCGUUUUACAAUGCAGCUAAAAAGUUCAAAAUAAUCAGGGAACUGUGUGGUACGCUGAUCAAGCACGAACUCCACAAAAAUCGAAUCCACGGUAAU